Molecule: messenger RNA, 7001 nt
Organism: Apodemus sylvaticus (European woodmouse)
Lineage: Eukaryota; Metazoa; Chordata; Mammalia; Rodentia; Muridae
Gene: Usp49
Product: ubiquitin specific peptidase 49
Exons: 7
Coding region: 1009-3066 (685 amino acids)
Biological process (GO): protein deubiquitination
Cellular component (GO): cytoplasm
Molecular function (GO): cysteine-type deubiquitinase activity; zinc ion binding
Source: RefSeq, a predicted model, not a curated record
GGAGGAUUAGGAGAGAAAGGGUUAGAAGCCGGAGAGUGGAGUGAGAAAGAAACCCAGGCUGCCUCCGGGAUGAGGUUAGGAAGCCCGGGGCUGGGAAGAGGGAUCCGGGGUCAGGGCUAGGAGCAGGGGUCUGGAAGAGGCAAGGCUUGGCAGGUGGGAGGUGCUGUGGUGAGGGGUGCCAGGGUAGACGAGUCGCAAGUGUAAGACAAGGAAGGAGCAGAGCCGGGGUAGUAGUUGGGAGUAGAGGAGAGAGAGUGAUUAAGAGCCAGACGUGACAAGGGUGUGAACUAGUGCGGAGCUGGGGAUGAGCUGAAGGGCUGGGAGCCGCUGGGGUGGGCUCGACAAGGUGUGGAUCAGUAGCUGGUGAGGGGUGUAAAUUCUGUAAAGUGAGGGCGACAGGAGACCUGGAUCACAACCAGGUGGACUCGAGAAUCGGAGCGUUAGUGGAAGGGCUAAAGGGAAGGAAGCGAGCUGAGGGCUGGGCGUUAAUAGGACAGUUCUGGGAGAAAAAGAAAAACGCUGAAAGGACGCUAGAAGCAGGGUGGAAGGAAUGAUGGUGAGCAGGGACGGGGAAACUGGGGAAUUGUUGUUGAAGAGGUUCAGCAAGGUAAAGAUAGUGGAGUCAAAAGACUGGCUGAAAAGCAGCCCGAGGAGAUGAGCCCGGAAGACAUGGGCCCUGGGAAUUAAAGGAUGGAAUGGGGAGGGGGGCAAGAGAAAGGAGAUUAAGGGAAGCUAGGGGAGUCCUGGUGGGCAUAGAACUGGGGUGGGCUGCACACAAGUGGGAACCGAAUGUUUUGCCCUGAGGUGCCCCAGAAGGUGUUCCCAGGUCUGGCAGGGGCAGGGCACAAAUGCUGUAGUGAAGGAUCCAAUGUAGGGAGCCUUUGGCACAGAAGAUAAGGAACCAUGGUAACAGAGCAGAGGAAACCCAGCCAGUGAAUAUGUGAGAAUAUGGAAGACGAUGGGAGCAGCUUGUUUAAUGGAUUAAGAAAGUGGCGACUGCGCUAAAACAUGGAUAGAUGCAAACAUGUAGGGCGGUUACGGCUCGCCCAGGACCACUCCAUCCUGAACCCCCAGAAGUGGUGCUGUCUGGAGUGCGCCACCACCGAGUCUGCGUGGGCCUGCCUCAAGUGCUCCCACGUGGCCUGUGGCCGCUACAUUGAAGACCAUGCACUAAAACACUUUGAAGAGACGGGGCACCCGCUGGCCAUGGAGGUCCGGGAUCUUUACGUGUUCUGCUACCUGUGCAAGGAUUACGUGCUCAAUGACAACCCCGAGGGGGACCUGAAGUUGCUGAGAAGCUCCCUCCUGGCGGUUCGAGGCCAGAAGCAGGACCUGCCCGCGAGGCGUGGGCGGACGCUGCGGUCCACAGCUGCAGGCGAGGACGUUGUCCCGCUUCAGCGGACUCCUCAGGGACAGCCACAGAUGCUCACGGCUCUGUGGUACCGGCGCCAGCGCCUGCUGGCCAAGACGCUGCGGCUCUGGUUCGAGAAGAGCUCCCGCGGCCAGGCGCAGCUGGAGCAGCGGCGGCGGGAGGAGGCUCUGGAACGCAAGAAGGAGGCGGCGCGGCAGCGGCGGCGCGAGGUCAAGCGGCGGCUGCUGGAGGAGCUGGCCAGCGCACCGCCGCGGAAGAGUGCGCGCCUGCUCCUGCACGCCCCCGGGCCCGUGGCCGUGCGCCCUGCCACCCUCGCUACCUCCCGGCGCACGUCCGCGGCUGCUCUGAAGCCGCGCCGCCAGCCGGCGGUGGCCCCAGGUGUCACCGGCCUGCGCAACCUGGGUAACACCUGCUACAUGAACUCCAUCCUCCAGGUGCUCAGCCACCUCCAGAAGUUUCGGGAAUGCUUCCUGAACCUCGACCCUUCCACCUCCGAGCACCUGUUUCCCCAAGCAACCAACGGCAAGGCUCAGCUCUCUGGCAGGCCACCUAGUAGCUCUGCCGCUGAGUUGUCAGUAAGGAGUGACCGGGCCCAGGGCUGCGAACCUCAGGGCCUCUGCUGGAGCAGCGGAGCCACCAUCAGCAGGAGCCUGGAACUCAUCCAGAACAAGGAACCCAGCUCAAAGCACAUUUCCCUCUGCCACGAACUGCAUACCCUCUUCCGAGUCAUGUGGUCUGGGAAGUGGGCACUGGUGUCGCCCUUUGCUAUGCUUCACUCCGUGUGGAGCCUGAUUCCCGCCUUCCGUGGCUACGACCAGCAGGAUGCACAGGAAUUUCUCUGCGAACUCCUGCACAAGGUGCAGCAGGAACUUGAGAGUGAGGGCUCCACACGCCGGAUCCUUAUCCCCUUCUCCCAGAGGAAGCUCACCAAACAGGUCUUAAAGGUGGUGAACACCAUAUUUCAUGGGCAGCUGCUCAGUCAGGUCACAUGUGUAUCAUGCGAUUAUAAAUCCAAUACCAUUGAGCCCUUUUGGGAUCUGUCCCUGGAAUUCCCUGAGCGAUACCACUGCAUAGAAAAGGGGUUUGUCCCUUUGAAUCAGACAGAGUGCCUGCUCACUGAGAUGCUAGCCAAGUUCACCGAGACAGAGGCCCUGGAGGGGAGAAUCUACGCGUGUGACCAGUGUAACAGCAAACGACGAAAGUCCAACCCCAAACCCCUUGUUCUGAGUGAAGCUAGAAAGCAGUUAAUGAUCUACAGACUACCUCAGGUCCUCCGGCUACACCUUAAAAGAUUCAGGUGGUCUGGCCGUAACCAUCGUGAGAAGAUUGGGGUCCAUGUCGCCUUCGACCAGGUAUUAACCAUGGAGCCUUACUGCUGCAGGGACACGCUCUCCUCUCUUGACAAAGAGACCUGUGCCUAUGAUCUCUCCGCAGUGGUCAUGCAUCACGGGAAAGGGUUUGGCUCGGGACACUACACAGCCUAUUGCUACAACACAGAAGGAGGUUUUUGGGUCCACUGCAAUGACUCAAAGCUGGACGUGUGCAGUGUGGAGGAAGUGUGCAGAACCCAGGCCUACAUUCUUUUUUACACUCGAAGAACAGUUCAGGGCAGCGCAAAACUCUCAGAGCCCCAUCUCCGAGCUCAGGUGCACUCCAGCAGCAAGGAGGAACGCAGAACAUACACGUUUCCCUGACUGGGAGGCAAGCAUCAGAAUGGCCUCCAGUUCUCCUCUGGGGCUUGCCACAGUAACAGAUUCCUGGGUUUGCCUCACUGGGUCUAGGCGAGACAAUGCCCUGUGAUGCCUGCUCUGUCAAAAAAUUGGUAGUCACUUUCUUGUGAAACAUGCAAAUCCCCUCCUUUCUAAAAACAAUAUAAAGGAGUAGCUUCUAUGAAGAUUCUUUUGUCAGUUGCUUCUGGUUAACAGGGAUCUGGGUAGAGGAGACAGGGUAAGUGAUCAGCCAGCCAGGAGAGCAACCAUGUCUGUCUCUGUCAUGAGUUCCCUACUAGUCAGGCCCUUCCCGAAGCACUGCACAGAGUACAUGAGGGCCCAGACUGACAGCUGGUGGGAAAGACUGGUUCCAGCUCGGAAGGUGAAGUCUCAGGAGUUAGUCACACUAAGAAGGUAACCAUCAAGGGUCAUUCUCCAUGCCAAUGGGAAGGCUGUCUGUCACAGCUUGACUUCUGAGCUGCUGUUACCUCAUCACUCCACAGGUGAGGCCGAGGCUUGAGCCACCCCUUCCUUUAGAAGAGGCAGUCAGAAGGACACAUGGACCUGGGUAUGCAUGGUAGGCAGUCAGGAGGACACAUGGACCUGGGUAUGCAUGGUAGGCAGUCAGGACACAUGGACCUGGGUAUCCAUGGUCUGUGCAUGUUAGGUCAUGGACACUCCUGACUUCCCCAGUCCUAUAGCAAGGCCCAGGCUCAAAGUGAUGGUUUGGUUUGGAUCUGGUUUUGGGUCAGUUGUCAGAAGCCUUCUCAGAAUGCGGUGAAGGUGAGUUGGGUUUGUCUGAAUGCCUGCUGCCUGGAAAGUCUCACAUUGUGUGGCAUGAAGCUUCUUUCCUGUCCCUAGAACAUCACAAGCUUUGGGAGCUUUUACUUCCCUAGUGCGUGAGCAGUGCUUAGGGACUGACUAUAUCGUUUGCUUGUGGCCCUGGCCUGUUCUAUCCCAGUGUGCUGGUUAUUCACCCCUCUGCUUUGUCCAUGAGGAAUAGAGCAAGACUCCACCUCUCACUCUGGGAUUAGUAAAAACACAUCUCUAAAAUUCACUCCAUCUCUGAGGGAUUCGGGUGCUCAGAGUCUUCAUCCCUUUCAGGCCCAGUAAGCUUCUUUCUCUCUGCAAUGGCUACUGCAGUGCCCCACAGCCUCCCCCAUGAAUGCUCUUUGGAUUGAAUAGCUCAUGUUACUAUUUGAGCUCAGGCAGAGAGCAGCUGUCACUGGAUGGGAGUUGUAGGCAUGUGGAACCAGGACACUUCCAGGCACAUCUGUGGUAUUUACUUCUGCUCUCCUUUGAGGUGAAUUCUCCCGUAGGCCUGCCAGAUAUCAGAGCCAUGGAAGAAAUCAGACAGACAUCCUGACAGGGAUGACAAGCUGGAUUUAGACUUGGUCUUUUAUAACACUGUGAGGUUUCUGUAAUAUUUAGCUUUUAUUUGGAAGCGAUAAGGUAAGGCAUUUUGUGCUGUUUGGUUUUACUGUCUGCUGCAGGCUUUUCUGUGAGCUUUGCAUGGGCUCCUCUCAUGGACAGUUUUAAGGUGUCACGCUUGCCCACACUGCCUGAGGUUCUGAUGUAAAGCUGCAUCCAUUCAGGGAGGUCCACAUCACUAAGAUGGCAUGAUGGUGAGGAUUUGUUACCAUGGUAGGAAAGCCCAUUCAAAAAAAAAAAAAAUGGGGCUGGAGAGAUGGCUCAGUGGUUAAGAGCGCAGACUGCUCUUCCAGAGGUCCCAAGUUCAAAUCCCAGCAACCACAUGGUGGCUCACAACCAUCUGUGAUGGGGUCUGAUGCCCUCUUCUGUGGGUCUAAAGAGAGUGGCAGUGUACUAACAUUUAAAAAAUUUUAAAAAGCCAUGUGUGCUAGUACACCCCUGUAAGGCUCGCACUUGUUAGGCUGAGGCAGGAGGAUUAUGAGUCUGAAGCUACAUUGGGAGGCCCUGUUUGAAAAACAAAACCAACAAACUAUUGAGAGUAAAAAAAGGAAGUAAGACUGGGUUUGGAUUGUACCUCACCUGAAACCCUGUGUUGUUUGUUCUAGAAAGAGAACUUGCAGGCAGAGAAUACUGUCUAGAGGGAAAACACAUUAAUCAUUGUAAACCCAGAAACAUUAAAAGAUCUUACUCAAUUUUUAAAAAUAGUUUUAUAGCAGCUAUCAGCAGGGCUGGUAAGCAGAUUAGGGACUUUAUAAAACAAAUGCUUAACUGACCUGAACACGCACAUAAUGAGAUUAGUAAAAUCACUUAGUUGGAACUGAAACCAACUGUCUCCACUGAGCCACCGUCAUGAAGGUGCCACUGCAACCCCAGAGGACACUUCAGCACCAGAAGCAGCAGCGUGAGUUAGGGAUGUGGUGCUUAAGGAGAGUUCUGCUGCAGAUGAGUGCAGUUCAGUCAAGGCAGAGCGCUGUCAGCUGCAUCCCAGUGCAACAUCUAAAAGCAAAGGACAGACAGACAGACAGACAGACCCCAGUGCUGCUCUCCUGGCUGCAGUCUCCGUCUGAACCCUUGGUGACUGGCUGGUGUGUUUACCUACUGCUGUAACCAGCCCUCAACAAUGACUUCUUACCUCAGUCUAGCCUGGCCCUCACGCUGUGCUUGCCUCCAAGAGCACGCCCAUUACUAUCGCAAAGCCAGCAGGGAUACCCUUGGCACCAGGAACUGCAGCUCUCAUCCUGUGGCACGCAGAGCUCUUGCCAGCUUUAACCCAGCCCCUCUGGCUGGGACGGGAGGGCACUGCCACAUAGUAAACAACUUUUACAUGUCUCUUAAAACGUCAAGAAUAAAAUUGGAAACUGUAGAAGAGUUAAUGUGUCCUAUGGACUCAAUAGCAGAGUUUAUUUUUGUUCACAGUGGCAAGGCCUCUCGAGUCCAUGAUUGUAUGAGGUCCCUGCUCUGGCUAUGCCUUCAGCUCCAUCCACAUUCAGGGGAAGAACCAAUGAGGUGGACUGGCUGGCAGUGCCCAAGUGAGCCGAGAGGUCCAUGGUGAAGAAUUAAAACUGGGGGUGGGGGUGGGAGCAAGAGGGAUAUCUGAAAUUUGUUUUACUGAUAAAGCUUUGUGAACUAAUUUUCUACAAUUCAUAAAAUUUGGUGCCUUGUACUUGAUUGUGGUUUGCAUGAGAGUUAAGUGGGAGGGCUCCUUUUUGUUAAGUGGCAGGUGGGUCUGUAGUGUUUAAAGGAUACGCACUAUCAGAUUUUUAGAGCAUUCCUUUCUCUUAUGUACGAAUGUAAAUUGUUUUUACCAACAAGUUCUAGAGUUUUAAUGCCCAAAUUGUAUUUGUAAUCAAUCAUUCAUCAAAUGUCUGACUACCACUGUUGUUCAUUGCCUCUUGUCCAUGCCUAGCAUUAAUGCUGGCCCUUUCUGGAAGGCAACCCUUUCUUGAAUAUCUAUCACAUCCCUAUGUGGGGCCGCAGCUUAUGUGUGCAAGGGUUAGUUGGGAGAGCACAGGUGAUGAGAAAAGGAUUUCUCUAAAUCAUGAUGAAGCUGGGUGGCUAGUGGCAAUAGAGUCUGCAUAACCCCUGGGGUUCUAUGUGGAUCAUCAGGAAGCAGUGUCACAACCAUGCCCACACGUGCACCUUCAGACUGUCAGACAAGCCACUGUGUAAUAUGCAGUGAAUCAUGGAGAAGACCCGUCUCCACCACCCUCGACACUUCCUGGGCAGAUGACAACUGGGACAGUGCUGAGUGGCUGAGGAAGGUAGUGAGACUCAGGUGUGUUUGGUCAGGGCCAGUCCCAGCCAGUUCUUUCACUCCAAGCUUGAAGUUUCUACUGAACUUGUGAGACUUCACCAAGUGUUCAUGAACUUUCCGUUCAAAGCAUACUCGGUUACUGGCUCCUUCAGCUUCGUUCCUAGACCAAUUCAGGUGAAGAGUUUUAUCUUUGGGGUGAAACUUUCGGGGGUCACUUGAUUUUUUUUUUUUUUUU